Nicrophorus vespilloides is the source of this 1417-nucleotide messenger RNA. Its product is annotated as interleukin enhancer-binding factor 2 homolog. Bases 121 to 1311 code for a protein of 396 amino acids. Lineage: Eukaryota; Metazoa; Arthropoda; Insecta; Coleoptera; Silphidae. The record is from RefSeq and is a predicted model, not a curated record. The transcript is spliced from 2 exons.
CUUGAGCGUUGUUUUGUUGGUGGUGGAAUAGUUUGGUUUGCAGUUGUUUUGAGAGGAGAGGUUAUUGAUUAGGUGUAAUUUCGCAUUUGGUUUGUGCGUCCUUUUUUUUUCUUCGUGGUAAUGGUAAUGGCUCGUGGUGGAGGAAUGAGGGGCCGAGGAAUGGGCAGAGGCGUCGGCAGGGGCAUCUACAAACCGAAGAUCUUCCUGCCCCGACAUCCGUUCGAUCUGACACUGGCUGAAGCGGCCUUCCCAAGGGUGAAACCGACCCCCGAUGAGACGGUCUUCACUCAGGCGCUCCUCAAGAGGAAUGCAGACCUUUCGCCCACUCCCGCCGAGCAAACGGCCAUCCUCAACUUGGUAACCAAGAUACAGACGGUACUGGACAAUCUUGUUGUUGCUCCUGGUAACUUCGAUGCCUGUCAGUUGGAAGAGGUGAGGCAGGUUGGUUCUUUCAAGAAAGGAACGAUGGUGACUGGACACAAUGUAGCAGACAUUGUUGUUAUACUGAAGACGCUGCCGACGAAAGAGGCUGUGGAAGCUCUCGGAAAUAAGGUGAAGGAGGAUUUGAAGAAUCUGAUGAAGAGUGAGGUCAUCAAUAAGGGUGAAUCCCUGAAUCACACUAUCAACGAGAGAGGCAUCGAAAUUGCCAACAGCUACGCCACCGUGCGUGUCAUGGUUACCACUGUACAUCACAACAUCAGGAAGUUAGACCCCGAGAUCCAUCUGGAUCCGAUGAUCAUGAUGAGCCAUCUGGCUGCGAUCAGACACAGCAGAUGGUUCGAGGAGAAUGCCCAUCACUCCUCCAUCAAGGUGUUGAUCAGGUUACUGAGAGACUUGAGGACUAGGUUCGACGGAUUCGAACCGCUGACCCCAUGGAUGCUUGAUCUGUUGGCUCACUUUGCCAUCAUGAAUAAUCCGAGCAGACAGGCGUUGCCAAUUAACCAGGCCUUCCGCAGGGUUUUUCAACUUCUAGCUGCCGGACUGUUCUUGCCGGGAUCUGCAGGAAUCACUGACCCCUGCGAGGGAGGCAGCAUCAGGAUACAUACGGCGAUGACGCUUGAACAGCAGGACGUAUGCUGUUUGACUGCGCAGACAUUGCUGAGGGUGCUUUCGCACGGCGGAUACAAGCAUAUCUUAGGACUCGAGGGGAACUCCUCCAUUGCCAAGGAGAUGUCAAUUUGGGAUGGUGUCGUUGUCAGUCCGUUGGAUAAGGCAUACGAAAAGCCACCGGAGAAGAAGGAAGGUGAAGAAGUAGAGGACGAGGACAUGGAAGCCGAACCUGAUGAGAGUAUGGAAACUGCUGAAACAUAAGUUAAUUUAUUUAAAUAAAGAAGAAAAAAAGAAGAAUAAUAAUGUACAAGGAAGUAAGAUUUGUACUUGAAAUAUACAAUGAAAUAAUUUUAUUUCAAUUAAUUCA